Messenger RNA from Oldenlandia corymbosa var. corymbosa, 840 nucleotides. Lineage: Eukaryota; Viridiplantae; Streptophyta; Magnoliopsida; Gentianales; Rubiaceae. The record is from the annotation of a GenBank genome assembly.
AUGUCGAUGUCAAGAAGACUCAACUCUCUCAAACAAGGGCAAAUUGAAGUUUUUGAUGCAUUCUUGCCUCUAGAUACGUGGAAAUCGUUAUUUGAAAGAGAGGAGACACCUUUAUUUGCACAAAAUGACUACCGGGAAGAGUCGGAUUCCGACUACAUAGCUCCAAGUGAAAGCGAAGAAGACUGUGAUGUCUCCGGAGAGAGUGAUUUUGAAGAAAGUGAUGAUGAAAGGUUGGAAAAUGAGGAAAGGGAUUGUAAUCUAUUCGCCCGACGCCAUGUAUAUAGUAAGAUGGGGAACUGGGAUGCCUCAUGUGUAGACAAGGAUGAGUUUGCUCUUAAGAUGUGGGAUGAGACGCCCGAAGGAAUGGACAUUGGUGUUUGUUUCAAAUCUCAAUCAGAAGCAAAGCAUGCUGUGAAAUUAUGGAACAUCCAUCAUAAAAGGGAAUAUACGGUCGCCGCGAGUAGUCCAAGGACGUGGGCUGUGUGGUGCAGAACAUUUAAUGUGGAAAGUGAGAAUGGUGAACCACCAUGUGAGUGGAAGAUGCGUGUGUCAUUGAAAGCUCACGGCCUUCAUGAAAUUGUGAGAUGGCAUGAUGCACAUAAUUGCAUGACUCCAGUGAAUGAUAAUGACAAUCGGUGUGUGGACGCGUCUUUGAUUGCUAGACUCAUCAGGAGAAAAGUUGAGGACAACGUAGAUUCUACGGUAGCCUCGGCACAGAAAGAUGUGAAGACCUUAUUGAAAGUAGAUGUCCCAUACAAAAGGGCGUGGCACGGGAGGAGGAAAGCCAUAGAAGCGGUCUAUGGUGAUUGGACCUCCAAUUUUGAAGAACUUCCACGGUAA